Molecule: messenger RNA, 2517 nt
Organism: Lachancea fermentati
Lineage: Eukaryota; Fungi; Ascomycota; Saccharomycetes; Saccharomycetales; Saccharomycetaceae
Source: the annotation of a GenBank genome assembly
AUGAAAACCUUCUUAUUAUCACUAAAGGUGAGAGACACGGAAAAACUGUCAUGGUCUAAGGGGUUAUCAUCUUAUCUCAAAAGAUCGUAUGGAUCUUCGGCAUGGAACCAAUUCUUCGAUUCACAAUUGGCUGACGAAUUUGAUAGGUCUAGAAGUAAUGCAAAUGGAGAGCUGGCACCAGAGUCUUUGUUAGAACAGAAUUACAAAUAUUAUGCUUAUUUAGAGCAACUGUAUUUGCGACUUGGCAACAACUCAAACCAAUUGAGACUCGAUUUUACAUGGUACGAUGCAGAGUACUCAUCGCGUUCUGAAUCUCAAAAAUACACGCAGCACACUUUGGCAUUUGAGAAGUCGAGUACUAUUUACAACAUUGGCGUCUUGCUUACACAGGUGGCGUCAGAAAAACUAAACGGAGAUUAUAAAACUGCAACUAGUAAUUUAUCGAAGGCGUACGGCUGUUUUGAAUACCUCAGUGAGAACUUUUUAAAUUCGCCUUCGGUUGACUUGCAAGCAGAGAACACGAAGUUUCUCGCUGAUAUAUGUCACGCGCAAGCACAGGAACUUUUCCUUCUCAAGUUAAUCAAUGGCCCUGACGUUUCAAAACAUGCAUCACUUAUCAGCAAGUUGGCUGCAAUGACCUUUGUACUGUAUGAAAAAUGUGCAAAGUUUUAUGAAAGUGGGGAUGAGAGCGCGACCUCAUUGGUGCCUUACGGAGAAUUAAAAUGGAAAAGCAUAAUAACUUGUAAGCAGCAUCUUUACAAGAGUAUUUCCGCUCUCAACUACGGCAUAGCACUUGAACAACAAAGUAAGCCCGGUGAAGCGAUUGCCUUCUUGCAAAUUGCGAACGCUGCUAUUUUGUCUGCUCUUCCUCAUAAGCUUUAUGUGAAAGACGUGAUAGAUCUGGAGCAGAUAAAGACGAUGAUUGAAGACAAACUAAAGUCCUUAGUUAAAGACAAUGAUUUUAUUUACCAUGAGACUAUUCCCUCCGAUGUUAAGUUUGAGGCAAUUAAAACCAUGGAUGCUAUUAAAUCCCAAGAUAUCACGAAACAGACUGAGCGUUAUAUGGACAGCGUCAAUGAUUCCUGUAAUAUUCUGUUCAAGGGAAUUGUUCCCAUGGACGUUUAUGAAAAAGAAAGUAUUUACUCGGAGGAAAAAGCUAUAAUGUUGAGAAAAGAGUUAGACGUGGUAGAGACCGCGAAUUGGGAAUUUACCUCUUUUAUUGAAUUUACGAAUUUGCCAAAACUAGUAGAUGAUUUGAAAAUCAGAUAUAAGGAUGGGGUCAACGGAAGCCAAGGUGAAGAUCCCCAGUUGAGCAUGAUGAAAGAGCAAAUCGAUUCAUGGUCUACCAACGUUCGUCGGAGUCCUUAUAAAAAUGUCAAAGAACAGUUAAACAAGAUUGUCGAGAAAAGAAAUGAAAUUAUGGGCUUGCUCAAUUCUAUUCCCGAUGAUGACAAUAAUAAGGAUAACGUUUUGAAGUUAAAGUCAUCGCUAAUUGCGGCCUCUCAAUCUGACGAGAAGCUCUUUUCUUUUGUCAACCCCUAUCUUGAAGAAAUGAACUUGUUGGAUAAUCCUGAAUUACUUCAUAGAAACUGGGAACAACUUAUUUCAACGCCUGAGUCGCAACCAAGUUUGUUAGAUCUCGAUGAUUCAAAAAAUGAGGAAAUUAUGUCCAAGAUAAAGCAUGUCUCCGAGCAGUACGAGAAUCUACGUUUGUUGAAGGAAGAGCGUUCGAGAAAUGUUCAAGAUUUGAAAGAGGAAGUCAAUAAUGAUGAUAUCACUAAAACUUUGAUUGUCAACAGGGGAAAGCCAGAGAGUGCCCUCAAAGAAGUUUUUCAAACAGAGUUAGAUAAAUUCAAGCCACUCAGUACCAGAAUAGAAGCCACCGUCUUCAAGCAAACGAAUAUCAUAAAUGACAUAAAGCUUUCAUUGGAUGAUAUUUUUAAGAUGACUGAUGUCCAUGAAAAGUCUUCUGAAGGUGAAGCUAAGAAGAAUCAGAGAAACGCAUUUUAUCAAAAACUCAAUAAUGCUUUUACUAACUUCUCCAUUUUUUCUGGAGAUCUACCGAAGGGCCUGAAAUUCUAUGACUCUCUUCUUCAAAUGACCAGGGAUCUUGCUAAGUCAAGCUCAUCUUCGACACCCCGUAGUUCCGCGCAAGAGAAUCCAUUACCUCCUGUUUUACCUUCCCAGUCCAAUCCUUCUCAAAAUGUGAGCCUUGACGAAAGAUUCAGACAACUGAGUGUGGCAUCAAAUGUUUCACCAGGUUCAAGCUUCUCUGCACCUGGUGGAACGCCUCAGUUGCCUCCAAGAACGUAUGACGAUGGGAAUGGAAGCCUCAAUCCGUCAACAUCAAAUGGUCCACCGGUACCGCCUAAACAGCCUUCACAUGGUAUUGCUAGCUUAUUGUCAAAUCAGCAACAGAGACAAAGCGAGAACCAAGAGUUCGAACAAAAUCCCACGUCUUUUUACAACAAUCCAUCAGUUUUUAAUGAGAACAUGUACUCGAAUUUUGGUGGGUGA